Messenger RNA from Capronia coronata CBS 617.96, 3024 nucleotides. Its product is annotated as F-box and WD-40 domain-containing protein CDC4. The record is from RefSeq and is a predicted model, not a curated record. NCBI's taxonomy places the organism in Eukaryota, Fungi, Ascomycota, Eurotiomycetes, Chaetothyriales, Herpotrichiellaceae. Bases 1 to 3024 code for a protein of 1007 amino acids. The transcript has 3 exons. Gene Ontology annotation, molecular function: protein binding.
AUGCGCCCACCACGUCGUAUGCAAGACCUCGACCCAAAGCAUUAUCCCCUUGCGACUACCCCCACGCCUGCCCACCUCCGGCAGAUCUUUUUCGAGAUAGAAGGAAAGCAAACGGUCUUUCGUGAGGCCAAGGAUACAACGCUGGCUUUGGAACAGAUGGAAGUCGAGCAACGGACGCUUCGCAACGCAAACGGAACGAUUCGAACGGUUGAAACAUUCCGGCCCUGGACAGAGACCCCUGGUGAUGUUUCAACUCCCACGUAUCCACAAACUCGUGGUCAGAAACGACCGGCUUCUCCAGAAUCCAUUGCCGACGACGAAGAACAUACCUCCUCGCCUACCCUACCCCCCGUGUCCAGCAUUUCUGCACAAUCCAUUGACCUAAGUGUGAGGGCGGGUACAGGCCUCCCUCGACUACGCAUACAUGACGUGCAGGGUUCGCACCCUGUAACGCCAGACAGUCUUACCAGACCUCCCAGAGCAAGCCGUCGACGUGUGCCUCUAAGCACAAUCAACGCAUGCAGAAGCACCAAUACACUCCUCCCAUCUCCGAGCGUGGAUUACCGGACGAGUUUGCCGACUCCUCGUCCGCCUAGGCCUGGCGAUGAACAGCCACCAAUUCUCGACGAUGACUCCAAUAGCUCCACCGACCGGACAGUGGUCGCUCCCAUACAACGACGAGGCUCUUCACAGGACAGCGCAGUUCCCACACCUCCAGUCGACGAGGAGGCUGGGCCCAGUCAGCCGAGACCACCGAGCAGACGAGCAUUAUCAUCCGUGCCGUCGCGGCUACACGUUGCUGGAAGCCCAUCAGCACAUGAUGGCAGCCUUCCUAGUCCGAGCCUGUCUCCCGUCACGGCCGCAGCAACACUGCAAAACUCUGGGUACUUCGCGGAUGUCGAUGCUACCUCUGAGAUGGCUUCGCAGCAUCAAAUAGGCUCGAGAGGCUCUACUGCUGAAGUACGGCCAUCCAACCCCUUUCGACCCUUGCAAGUCCUUGACGUUGACUCUCGACUCUCCUCUCGGCCGUCAGCUCCAUUUAUGUCCGGAUCUGUAACAGAUCUGCCUGCUAUGCUCGACUAUUUUGAGGCUAUCCCUGACGAGCUCAAAAGCUAUGUCAUGCAUCAAUUACUUCGCCGAUGUCCCAAGCCCACGCUACAAGUGGUUGCAGAUGCUGUCAACCCAGCAUUGAAGUGUGACUUCUUGACGAUCCUUCCUCCGGAGUUGGCACUCAACAUACUCAAAUACCUCGACUUCAAGAGCUUAUGCAAAGCAGCGCAGGUGUCCAAAAAGUGGCGUCAGAUGAUCAACAGCGACGAAAGAGCCUGGAAGGAGCUUUUCGAGGCGGACGGAUAUACUCUGGCCAAAGGCGAGUUGCAAAAGGCGAUCUCUGAAGGUUGGGGCUGGCAAGACCCUGUCGGUCCACAUGGUUAUGAGGAGAAUCUCAUCUACACCAACAACCCCAAGCCCGAAUCAGAGGCCAACAACUCCCCGAGCCCAUCAACCCCGCCUUGUCAAAACAGAUUCAGUGGUAUCCUCCGUCGCUCAAAGCGCAAGGCUGCCACGAUGCUGUCGGGGCGCAACAAGCAGGUGAAACGCAAGGACUCUUCACGUGACUGCUCCAAUGACGUCAUGUCUGCUGACUGGAUGCAACGCAUGUCGUCGGCCGAAGGGCCUUAUAAUGCGGCUAAUGCGGCAAUGUUGGCAGUGCCGCAGCCAAAUGUUGGACUGCCGAGUCUGAAGGGCCUUCAUCUCUACAAGUCGCUGUACCGAAGACAUCAUCUCAUCAGGCGCAACUGGAUGUUUGAAGACACGAAACCACAGCACCUGGCUUUCCGUGCGCAUGAUACGCACGUGGUCACGUGCCUGCAAUUCGAUAGCGACAAGAUCCUGACGGGCAGCGAUGAUAACAACAUCAAUGUCUAUGAAACCAGGACCGGCAUCCUCAGGGCAGUUCUAACGGGUCACGAAGGUGGAGUUUGGGCGUUGCAGUAUGAAGGAAACACGCUUGUAUCCGGCUCGACCGAUCGCUCGGUCCGGGUGUGGAACAUCCAAGAGGCUCGUGAGACCCAGGUCUUCCGUGGACACACAUCCACUGUGCGUUGUCUGCAAAUCGUCAUGCCUGUGAAAGUCGGCGAGAAUGCAGAAGGAAAGCCCAUCAUGAUGCCUAAGCAGCCCCUCAUCAUCACCGGCUCCCGGGAUUCUACGCUUCGGGUGUGGAAGCUGCCACGACCUGGAGACGCCGAAUUUAUCCAGGCCGAGAACGACAAUGAUACCGACAGCUGUCCCUAUUUUGUGCGGACGCUGACCGGCCAUCAGCAUUCGGUGCGAGCCAUCGCCGCUCAUGCUGACACUCUGGUCAGUGGCAGCUACGAUUGUACUGUCCGAGUCUGGAAAAUCUCCACAGGUGAAACCGUGCACCGUCUCCAGGGACACACGCAAAAAGUCUAUAGUGUGGUCCUCGACCAUGCUCGCAACCGGUGCAUAAGUGGCUCGAUGGACAACAUGGUAAGAAUCUGGGACCUCAACACAGGUUCCUUGAAAUAUACCCUGGAAGGGCAUACUUCUCUUGUUGGGCUGCUGGACUUGAACUGUGACAAGCUUGUCUCCGCUGCCGCCGACUCAACUUUGAGGAUUUGGGAUCCUGAAAACGGGCAAUGCAAAGCCACUCUGAGUGCACAUACAGGGGCCAUCACGUGCUUCAAGCACGAUGGGGAGAAGGUCAUCUCGGGAUCGGACCGAACACUGAAACUGUGGAAUAUUAGGACUGGCGAGUGCAUCAAAGACUUACUUUCGGACCUCAGCGGGGUCUGGCAGGUCAAGUUUGAUGAGCGUCGUUGCGUUGCAGCUGUACAGCGAGACGGGUUGACGUACAUAGAGGUUCUCGAUUACGGUGCUGCUCGCGACGGCAUACCCGAACACAACCUGGGCCGACGCAUUGUUGUUGAUACCGACGGCUUCGAGGCGGACGCGAAUAACGAUGAUGGCGACCUUUUGGAGUUGGACGGCCGUGCAGAUAUGUGA